Molecule: messenger RNA, 2370 nt
Organism: Telopea speciosissima
Lineage: Eukaryota; Viridiplantae; Streptophyta; Magnoliopsida; Proteales; Proteaceae
Exons: 9
Coding region: 221-1885 (554 amino acids)
Source: RefSeq, a predicted model, not a curated record
GAGCUGGAGUUCUGCAGGUUUGAGUACAGGAUCGAGCUCUUCAUAGGAUUCAGUUGAUGUUUUUAGCUUUCUCAUCAGCAGCGAAGAAACUGUGGAAUCUUGAAUUUUAAUAGUGAGGACUGGUUGUGGAUUUAUAUGGAAUUCAGAUAGUAAUUUUUCUGUAUUUCGCAUGUGAGGUUUCUAGUUAAGAGCUGUGGUCGUGGGAUUUUAGGUAUAUAUUAUGGAGGAUAUAGGGCUGUUCAAGCAAGGAUGGAAGUGGCUACAGUCACAGAAGCAAGUUUACUCAAGUACAAGAACAGCAGUGAGCUGUUUCAGAGACAAGAUUGUCUUUUUGGUCGAUCGCCAUUGGCCGAUGGUUUACAGUGGGUUUUUGAAGAUUGGGAAAUUUCUAUUGACGUUGUUGUUGCAGUGGAAGGAUUGUAUCGUCCGGGGUUUUGGGUCUAUGAUCAGCCUGGGUUCUGCGGCGUUGCUUGUUAUAAUGUGGAGUUGCUUUCUUAGUUUGACAUCUAUUAAUUGCCUGGUAUAUGUACUCACGAGUCUGGGUGCUGCUGGGGCUGCUGUUAGAUACUUAGGUUAUACCCCUGGACUUUUUAUUGUUGGGCUGUUUGGUAUUUUUACUCUGUGGAUGUAUGGUAAUUUCUGGAUAACAGGAAUGCUCUCUAUAGUUGGAGGUUAUUUGUUCUCCCUAAAUCAUGCACGGAUCGUGGUCUUAAUGGCAACCAUAUAUGCUCUUUAUUGCGUUAAGGUUCGUGUUGGGUGGCUCGGCGUUUUUCUCUCGGUAAACCUUGCCUUCCUCUCAAAUGAUCUCUUCAAUUACUUGCUUCAAGGGUGUGACAAUGCAACUGAAGGCACACAUUUUGAAGAGCAAAAAGAAUCAGAGCCAGUUACAGAAGAUGACUUCUCAGGAGAUUGUGAAUAUUCUGCUCCAACUAGCGAUGCUGAGAACUUGCACACAUUCAAAUCAUCCAGCAAACCUUCUACCACUUUGAAUUUUGUGAAUAGUCAGGGAGAAUGCUCUGCUAGCCGGGUGGUAAAAGCAGACACAACUUCAGUGGAUGAGAUGAAGAGGAUAUUGAAUAGUGGGAAUCAUUAUGAAACACUGGGACUUCCUUCCUACAAGAGCAUUGAUGCUACUGUAGUGAAAAAGGAAUACAGGAAAAAGGCCAUGCUUGUGCAUCCUGAUAAAAAUAUGGGAAGUCCUCUUGCAAGUGAAUCAUUCAAAAAACUUCAGGGUGCAUACGAGGUUCUUUCAAAUUCUAUGAAGAAGAGGGAUUAUGACGAUCAACUAAGGAAGGAGGAAUCAAGGAGCGUGUGUCAGACCUGCAGCACCUCACAACCGUGGCAGGAUGGUAUGGAUUAUCGCUCUGACGAGUCUAGGCGUAUACACUGCACAAAGUGUGGCAAUGCACAUAUAUGGAUAUGCACCAAUAGGACUAAAGCCAAGGCCAGGUGGUGUCAGGAUUGUUGUCAAUAUCAUCAAGCCAAGGACGGAGAUGGGUGGGUUGAGUAUGGAUGUUCACGCUUCAUAGCAAGGCCUCAGAAGGUCGAAAUACCACGUGCCUUUGUUUGUGCAGAAAGUAAGAUCUUUGAUGUGUCAGAAUGGGCCAUUUGUCAGGGAAUGGUAUGUAGGCCCAAUACUCAUCGGCCAAGCUUCCAUGUAAACAUGGUUGGGUUGGAGAAGGCAACACAGAGGUCCAACUCAAGUAGAUUUCCUUGGGACUUGGAUGCUGAGAUGAUGGAAGAAGACGACGAAGAGUUUGAGAUAUGGCUUCAGCAGGCCUUGGCCUCGGGCCUCUUCUCAGAAACUCCCAAACGCAGAAAGAGCUGGAGCCCUUUCAAAUUACAUCCAAAGAAAGAGAAGAAACAGUCGCGGAGAUCUACAUGAAUUGCUGUACAAAAGAUAACUUAGAGAUCUGAUGCUAAGAGGUCAAAUUGAUCUUGUAUAUCAUCUUUCUUGCUGAAAGAUGAAAAAAGAUGAGAGAGAUGAGCAAUGGAUUCAAUAUUGGGAUUUGGUACGAGAAAAUACAUUUCAAGUAUCCUUUGCAGCCUCUUGUCUGUUCUGUUGUAAAGUCAGUCGUGAAGGGUGGUGAGCACACAGCUCUGCAAGUGAAAGGUUUUUCUCCUCAGGGCUUGGGUUGUGCUUGUGGUGCAGCAGUCAGGAGCUCUGAUCACUGAUCGUCGCAUAAAACAGAGGGAAACAAUGAAACCAGUGUCCUUGUAAAUUGAUCCUGAUAACAUCCAUCUUUAUUACAUUCUCUGUUCUAUAAAUAAUUCUGGGUUCACGUAUGUUACAAAUGAUGCUUCUUUCCUAGUCUAGAUCAGCCAGCAGGGUAUAAUUUGAUCUGGCAUUACACGGUAACUUGGUUGAGG